Solanum lycopersicum (tomato) is the source of this 1018-nucleotide messenger RNA. RefSeq names its product protein C2-DOMAIN ABA-RELATED 11-like. The record is from RefSeq and is a predicted model, not a curated record. Lineage: Eukaryota; Viridiplantae; Streptophyta; Magnoliopsida; Solanales; Solanaceae.
AUAUACAUAUAAAGACACCACACAAUCCACUCAUACUUGAGCUCCAUUUUGCACUGUACUUUGUUGGCCUCUUGGGAAAAACCUAAACAGAGAUCAGAGCAAGAUAGUCUUUUGCAUUUUUGGAAUUUAACACAUUUGGGUUUGAUUCAAUUUUGGUACUGUUUUCGGAGUUAGUUACAUUGCUAUAGUGGAUAAUGGGAGACAAAUUAGGACAGAUCAAAGUGACUGUUAUAAAAGGAAGACGUUUGGUGAUUCGAGACUUCAAGACAAGUGAUCCUUAUGUCGUUCUCAAGCUUGGUAAUCAGACUGCCAAAACCAAAGUCAUAAAUAGCUGCCUUAAUCCUGUUUGGAAUGAAGAAUUCUGUUUCACUAUCUCUGAGCCGGCUGAGGUUCUCAAAUUGGAAGUGUUUGAUAAAGACCAUUUCAAAGCAGACGACGAAAUGGGAAAUGCUCAUCUCAGUCUUCAGCCUUUGGUUGCAGCUGCUAGAUUGAGAACUAUUCUCGGGGUUGCUUCUGAGGGGACAACAUUAAGGAAGGUUAUCCCGAAUAAAGACAACUGCCUAGCAAUCGAUAGCAGCAUUAGUUGGGUGAAUGGUGAAGUUGUACAAGAUGUUUGGUUAAGGCUUUGUGAUGUGGAGUCUGGGGACAUAGAGUUGAAGAUCAAACUGAGUGAUCUUUCCUGCGUUGUUCCGGCCUCCACGUAGAGUGGUUAUCACUGACAUCGAUGCAGGUCUCGUUUGAGCUAUAUACGUCUUGUUGUAGGGGGGGGGGGGGAGAUGAUAUUUGUAGAUUUUGAUCAAGUAUGUGCAUAAGUCAGAUUGGAGUGAUUUAAGAAGUGGAAGGGGGAUUUUUGUAGUAUCUGUUUUUAUAAGUUUAAUAUCUGAUACACAUCUUCAUUUCCCUUCUUUUUCAUUUUUUUUUUUACGUUUCAUCUAUUUUGUUUCACUUGGUGACUCGAACUAACAACCUUCAGAUUGAAGUGUAGAGUGCUUACAAUUUGAGCAACCCUUCUUCUCGA